CUCUGACCUUUAAGUGAUUGAACAUUUGUAAUCACUUCUUUCACAAACUGUGAAGGUCCUUGGACCAGUCUCCGGUGAUGCUGUGCAAUCCAAUGCAAAUGGAAAACCAGCUGAAUAGAUAGAUUCUGAAUAGAUUGAAACACUAUUGAUUUUUCAACAUCAGUUUUUCCAGCAUUUCUCAAAAAGUAAAUUUAGGUCCUUGCAAAAUCAUCGGUAAAUUGGAGGCUUUUUCCCAGAACAAGCACGACUCUUGUAGUGGAAGCUCGACGCCCCCGAGCAAAGUCCAAAGUCUAAGCUCCGGAUCCAGCAGCGCUCAGUGUUCGCCGCGCUCAUGACCACACCAGCGGCUCUCACGGCACCUUAAAGAGCUGGAGACUGAGACUUUGCCAAGGUUUGGACCGUUAGGACCGGAGGAUGCUUGUGACUGUGUUGGUGCUCCUGGUCACGCUGUGUGCCCUGGGAGGAACGGCUGAGGAGCGGCAGGAGGCGCAGAGACCCGGCCAUGUCUCAGUGGUCAUCCUGGGAGGCACGGGCGACCUGGCAAAGAAAUACCUGUGGCAGGGCUUCUUCCAGCUGUACGCCAGCCAGGCCAGCAGUGCAAACACCUUCUCUUUCUACGGCGGUGGACUGUCACCCGCUGACAGCGCCAAGCCGGUCUUUUUUGAGAUCCUGAAGGCGGUGUCUUGCCCGAAGGACUUGUCCCAGGAGCGCUGUGCCGUGCUGAAGGAGCAGUUCCUGCGGCUCUCGCAGUACCGGCAGCUGAAAACGUUGGAGGACUACCAGGGCCUGGCCAAGCACGUUGAGCAGCAGCUUCAGGAGGAGGGCAUGACGGAGGCGGGACGGCUUUUCUACCUGUCCGUCCCGGCCUUCGCCUACGCAGACAUUGCCGAAAAGAUCAACAGUAGCUGCAGGCCGGCCGGCGGGGCGUGGCUGCGGGUGGUGCUGGAGAAGCCUUUCGGACACGACCUCCCGAGUGCUCAGGCACUGGCAGCACAGCUCGGGACCGCUCUGAAGGAUGAGGAAAUGUACAGAAUUGACCACUAUCUGGGGAAGCAGGUGGUUUCGAGGAUACUUCCAUUCAGAAAAGAGAACAAGGACUCUCUGGAUCCGAUCUGGAACAAGCACCACAUUGAGAGAAUAGAAAUUGUGCUGAAAGAAACCCUGGAUGUUAAAGGUCGGAUUCCCUUCUAUGACCAGUACGGCGUGAUCAGAGACGUCCUGCAGAACCACCUGACGGAGGUCCUGAUGCUGCUGACCAUGACGCCGCCCGUCAACGUCAGCAGCAUCCAGGAGGUUCAGCAGAACAAGCUGGAGAUCUUCAGCUCGCUGCUGCCUUUAGGGAAGAACCAGGCGGUGAUCGGACAGUACCAGGCCUACAAAGCCGAGGUGCAGAAGGAGCUGAAUAAGACUCAAGACCACGUCAGCCUCACGCCAACGUUUGCAGCGGUGCUGGCGCACGUCGCUGACGCUCGCUACGAGGGCGUCCCGAUCCUUUUGACCUCAGGGAAGAUGUUAGACGAGCGGGUGGGAUACGCACGCAUACUGUUCAAGAACGACAUCUUUUGCCUUCAGAGUCAGGACAGCGUUCACUGCAAACCCAAACAGAUCGUUUUCCACUUCGGCCACGGCAGCCUCCAGUAUCCCGCAAUCCUGGUCAGUAAGAAUUUAUUCAAGCCGGUUCAGACGGACGCUGGCUGGAAGGAGGUGACGGAGCACGCGAAUGUCAGCGUUUUAGGUUUGCCUCUCUCAGACUACUAUGUGCAGACUCCAAAAGUGCAAAGAGAAGCUUAUGCAGAACUCAUCUCUCACAUAUUUGCUGGCUGUAAAAAUAAUUUCAUCAGCACUGAGAACCUGUUAGCUUCCUGGAGCUUAUGGACGCCGCUGCUCAGUAGCCUAAAAGGCUCUUUUCCUCGCGUCUACCCCGGCGGGGCUGACAACGGAGGCAUGCUUGAUGUCCAGCUGAAAGGCAACGAGAUCAGCUUCAACAGCAAGGUGGUGAUAAUCAGCCCCGACCAGGUGGGCCGCUCCUCCACCGACGGCUUCCAGGUGAUGCAGGGUAAAUUCCGUAGCGCCGAAAUGGUGUCCGCCUGGGCCGAGGAGCUGGUGGAGCGGCUCGCCGCAGACCUGCAGGAGGCGGCGGAGGCGGCCGUGCGGAAGGAGGGGGUUUUCCACCUGGCGCUCUCUGGCGGGUCGACCCCCAUCGCCCUGUUCCACCGCCUGGUUCUGCACCACUUCUCCUUCCCCUGGAGAGACACCCACGUGUGGAUGGUGGACGAGCGCUGCGUCCCGCUCACCGAAGCAGAGUCGAACUUCCACAGCUUGCACGACCACCUCCUGCAGCACGUGAGGAUCCCGUACUACAACAUCCACCCCAUGCCAGUGCAGCUCAACCAGCGUCUGUGCGUGGAGGAGGACGGGGGCGCGCUCCUCUAUGAGAAGGAGCUCGGCAAACUGACCAACGGCUCCAGCUUCCACUUCGUGCUGUUGGGCGUGGGCUACGACGGCCACACGGCCUCGCUGUUCCCCGGAAGCAAGGUGAAGGAGCUGAGACAGAGCAUGGUGGCCCUCACCGAGAGCCCCAUCAAGCCUCACCAGCGAAUGAGCCUGACUUUUAACGCCAUUAACCAAGCCCACAGGGUGGCCCUCAUGGUGAUGGGCAAAGGGAAACACGAGCUCAUCACUCAGCUGAGCCGAGUGAAGGACGACCCAGAAAAGUGGCCCGUCACCGGGGUGAAGCCCACUCACGGCACUCUCAUCUGGUACAUAGACUACGACGCACUGAUAGGAUAGAGAGCACGUAUUUCUAAUCAUGCUAAAUCAUGCUAUUUCGGUGAGUCUGCUGCUUUAUGGACCAACUCAUUCAGGACCACCAGUUUUUCACAAACCAUGUGAACUGAACAUUACUGCUGCAGAAAUUCAGAUUUAUUUUUUACCCGACAUUUGAUUGUUGUCACAUCAUUACUCAAAAAGACUGAAACACUGUUCUCUUGUACUUUUUUUUUUUUUUUUGAUGGAUUGAUGUGGUUUGGGAAAUGUACAUAAAGAAAAACUUUCUAAACUUGGUUUUCCUACAGGACUGCUACCGACCACGCUGGGUUUUUUUUCCUGCUUUAUAAUAUUUUUGGAGUGUGUGAAAGUAUAUAAAUAAGCCAAAUGGAGUGUGAGAUAUGUAGAAAAUGAAUGAAAGAGACAAUAUCUGCAGAACUGGUGAUAAAGUGCAUAUGAUGAUAUCUGGUGCUGAAUGUCAACCCAAGUGACCACAAACAUUAAUACUGUUAUUGCACACAUAAUGUGUUUGUAUGU
Messenger RNA from Salarias fasciatus (jewelled blenny), 3303 nucleotides. RefSeq names its product hexose-6-phosphate dehydrogenase (glucose 1-dehydrogenase) (gene h6pd). The record is from RefSeq and is a predicted model, not a curated record. Gene Ontology annotation, cellular component: endoplasmic reticulum. The transcript has 5 exons. Gene Ontology annotation, molecular function: 6-phosphogluconolactonase activity; glucose-6-phosphate dehydrogenase activity; NADP binding. Gene Ontology annotation, biological process: glucose metabolic process; pentose-phosphate shunt, oxidative branch; pentose-phosphate shunt. The coding region runs from base 415 to 2790 and encodes 791 amino acids. NCBI's taxonomy places the organism in Eukaryota, Metazoa, Chordata, Actinopteri, Blenniiformes, Blenniidae.